AUGUGCUUUAUUAUUCUCCGGAAUAAAAAGUCGAGCAACAAAACGAGAGGGUCGGACCGAUCUUCGAUCCUAUUCAACGUCCAUCUGACAGGCGGACGCAUAACGACGAGGCCACGACGGGGGCGCUGGAAAGAUAGGAGACCGCGAGACAGACGCCGAUGGAGAGUCCCUCAGGGCCGAACGAGAGGAAUUGCAGCAGACCAGGGCGGACCAAGAGGGCCUGGCAACGUCACCUAUACGGACGAGCCAACGAGAGAGGCCGGCAGGACGGGGGGGGGAGACGGCCAACGAGCGACAGAACGAGUGACCCGAUGA
Molecule: messenger RNA, 315 nt
Organism: Microsporum canis CBS 113480
Lineage: Eukaryota; Fungi; Ascomycota; Eurotiomycetes; Onygenales; Arthrodermataceae
Exons: 2
Coding region: 1-315 (104 amino acids)
Source: RefSeq, a predicted model, not a curated record